Trichoplusia ni (cabbage looper) is the source of this 4153-nucleotide messenger RNA. RefSeq lists its product as uncharacterized. Bases 157 to 3804 code for a protein of 1215 amino acids. NCBI's taxonomy places the organism in Eukaryota, Metazoa, Arthropoda, Insecta, Lepidoptera, Noctuidae. The transcript is spliced from 17 exons. The record is from RefSeq and is a predicted model, not a curated record.
CCUAACCACCGGAAAUGUCAACAAAACAACAAACGUCAAAAAUCUGUGUUUGGGAAGUUUGAAAUUUCCAGUGAACCCCAUAAUUUAUUUUGCAUAAAAUUAUAAUGUAGGCAUAAUUCUUGAUAUAGGACAAAAUAAAAUAGUUAAAACAAUAAAAUGGAAAGUGGCGUCACGAAAGAGUUUACGCAUAUAGUUGCAGAAAGCACCGAAGCCCAAAAUCCUGGAAACACGGAUUCUACAGACACAUUUCAGUCAUUUAUAUACGAAUUAUUUGAAAAGAAUGGCAUCCUUAACGACUUACGAGCUUACUUACGUGGUCAUAUCGUCAAUGUUUUAAAAAGUGCUCAAACUGGUGACCCUCCCGCCUGCCAGAAGAAUUUCACACAACGUCUUGAACUUGCAUAUCAAGCCCUGAACAUUCUAAUAGCAGAGUAUUUACUCCGCUUAGAAUUCAGUUACAGUUUUUCAGUGUUUGUGUCUGAAAUACCCUUGGCUAACAUGGUAUUUGGGUUUGCUAAGAACUUGUUGAAGAGAACAGAUGAGAAUAACUUGGACAUUAGGUUCAAAGACAAUGACGUGUGGUCUAUACUUAAUUAUUUAGGAAUGCAGUGUGAUUCUGAACAUGCCUCAAACAUAGUGGAAAUGUACAGAAACGAGGAACAGAACCCUUUGUUACUAUGUAUAUUGAAAUGUUUGCCUGUGUAUAAGUUGGCUACCGGUAUUGAUCAAGUGAUAACAUCUGAAGAAUCACUGUCGUCGGCUAAAAGUAUUGAGAGCAUGGAGAGCAGGUCUAUAAAGAAGUCUUCGUUGCCAGACAGAUGUAGACACUAUGAAUAUUGUAAGACGUGUCAGAAUAGAACGUUCAGGCUCAAGGAGAAGUAUAAGCAGAAAAAGAAAGGGGUGGAGAAGAGAACAAAGGAUAAUAAUGGUCCCCAAAACAUGGAUGGCUUGAUAAAGAACAUCAGUGCUAUGGAAAGGAAUCUUAUUGAUGAGAUGUUCCAGCAAUUGAAAUCAGUUUACGAGACUGAAGUGGAAAUGGUAAAGGUUGAAGAGGAGAAGAAGGUUAAGCGGUCGAUGGCGACACACGCGCUACAACUGCAGAAGAGGCGAGAUGAGAUGGAAGAGAACUUCAAAGCUCGCGAGGCUGAGUUGGAACGCAGCGUGCAACAGAAGAAGCGGUUCUUGUGGGGGCUGGCGCGCUCCCUGCGCGACCAGCACGAGCACAUGACGCGCGCCAUGCGGGACGUGCGCCAGGAGACACAGCGGCUGUCCCUCAAGGAGCACAGUCUAAAAGCCCAACUGGCUGAAGCGGAAGAAAUUCUAAGAAAACGCGGUGAGGAGAUGCGACAGCAAAUAUCUAACGAACUCGUGAUUCUAGAAGGUCAUUUAGAAUCAAUGAAGAAAGAAAGAGACAACAUCACUAGGGAGAGAGCUGAAUUGGAAAACAUGAAGGCCAUUGAAGAGGAUCCAGAAAAAGCGAUUAAAGUUCACAAAAUGGACAGCGACCACGUCGAUUCACAUUACGAUCUACUCAGAAACGAGUUAGCAAUCCUCAAGAAAUAUCUAGAAUCUACGAAAAUAACCCCGAAGUGCGUCAUAGAGAGAGCAACGGGUACGGAACCCAGUGAAGUGAGUCCGGUGGCAUUCCCUCUGAACAAUUGCCAGGCCGCUGAGAAACCCUCGAAAAGCGAUGAUAUGGAUGACAGGGUAAAGGCAAACCAGGUUGUCAAUGAUUUUAAGAAGAAGAAUGUUAAUUUUAGUCAGUCGCAUUUGGACGAACUAUAUCACGAGCGAAGCCGCGACCGCAGUCGUUCAUCCGGGUCGAGCGAGGCCGGUGACAAUGUACCCGCUGACCUUGACCUCGACCGGAACCGGGACCGUGACCUCAUUCAGCGGCUCAGAGACGAGAACGAUAGACUUAGAGCAUUUGCUUUACAGCACCACCCGACCCUCGCCCAGCGGUCGGAGGUGUCACAGAACUCGAGCCGGCCUUGCACGGCGCCCCCUGUACCCGUGCCGCCGCCACUGCUAUACCCCGCAACGACUGCUAGUGCAAGCACAGUGAACGUAGGCUGGCGUAAGGGUGCGGGGGAAGAGCUGAGCGUGUUCAGCAACGCGCAGCCGCGGAUCAUGGUGCCCGGAGACACGCUGCCCUUCAUAGGGGUACUGCGGGACCGACACGGGACCGCGCGCAGACCAUUGGUGACCCAGUGUCGCUUGGACCGCACUCGCGCUUGGCCGCUCACCGGCGGCGUCACCAAGCGUGGGACCUCACCACACAGGGAUAGACUGUCACUCGGACCAGGCACUACCAGUAUAAUGCUGACCCCCAACUCCCGCUAUCCGGUUGCGUCGUGCUCCCUACAGCCAGAGGAUACCGCCUAUCACUCUAUACGUGAGAGAAUAAAUCAAAAGACUCGGCCAGCCCUGAGCUUGGAGAUCAAUCGCAACAGAGAGAAGAGUCCCAAGACUGUGCUUAGAGAGGCCAAGGAGAAUCUGCGGAAUAAAGACUUAGCCCAGCGUGAAGAGCCACCGGCGAGCCGCGACAAGAGCCCCAACUCGGUUCUCCGCGAGGCCAAGCUCAGGCUUCGGAAGCUGGAGAUAGAGGCCGAGGCCGUCGAGAAGUCCUACCUGGACUUCCGCAGGCGCCAGUCCGAGCUCAGGCUCGAGAGGAUCAGGACUCACUCCAGGAUCAACGAGGACAUCGCUAUUAAGGAGCCAGUUAGGAAUAUAGAAGUAAAACGAAGCAAAUCAUUAGAGAAACUCGAAGAACCUACGAGGGAUGAAAUAGCAGCGCAAUACGAAGACCUACACAAGAGCAUGCGGCGAGACUUCGACAAGUACCUGCGCGAGUACGAGAACAAGUUCGACAUCGGAGAGCUACGCUUCAGGAACAAGACGACCGUCGCCGAGAAGAUCAAACCCAUCCCAAUGGCGUUCUCCAAUGUCGACAAGGAACCAGAACGCGUCGAAAUACGUGACAACUACCUAGAAACACCCCUCACCGAGUUCAGGAAACUAUACACCUGCGCCAGACAAGCACAUCGAGACGACAGCGAAACUAAAUCCAACCCGAAAAGCAUGUCAGGUAACACCAGCAUCAGCAGCGUCAAGAACGACUUCGAGUACGAACCCUCGCUCAGACACGACGCGCUACGGAAAGCGAAACACGACAAGCAGGCCCAACUAGAGAUACUCAAACAGAAUAUUAAUAAAAUGUACAACUUGCCAAGCAACGCCGAACCCGAAAUUGAUGAUCCGACCAACGACUGUACUAGCGUAAGGAACGAGAACAUACUGAGAGUGGAAGUGGAAAGCAUCAGCGAAAUUAACGACAUCAAGUCUCAAGCGCAGGAGAUAUUAUUAGUCGUUCAGAGUUCUGUAGACGCGAGGCAGGUGCACCUGGCCGCUACGGGGACGCCCUCUCCCGGCGAGUCCCCCUCCGCUCCGAUGACCAUCAUCGUCAGCCCCAAGAGAAGCCAACCUGACGACGAAAAUGUCUCCUUAAAGUCUGACCGACCCAAAAGAAGUUUAUCACCAGAACAAGAAGCAAAUCUCACAAAGAACAACGUCCUCGAUGCGAUAUUCCACGCCGACCCCAACAACCAAAUCUCCAGCGUUCAGAUGCAACUGGAACUUUCGAAGGAAGUUCUGGAAGAUUCCAUCAGCGAGUACGAGAAAGGGGAAGAGUAUCCCUAUGAUUUUUCCGCAGACGUGGACAAUUACAACAGUCGUUCGGAAUUCGAGAACUCGCCGAUAUCACUCCCCAAUGCGUCCGAAAACGACAACUUUUGGGACUCGUAGUAUCUAGUUGAAUGAGUCAGCUGUUUACAAUGCCUUCAAAAAAUAAUAUUUAAAUUUCCAGUACUUGACGAGCCUUCGGUUUAUUCGUUCGUUUAAUAUUGGCAGUGUCCGCAUAAAAUUUAUACAGUAGGGCGGCAAAUUUUAGUUGAUAGUUACGAAACGGAUUGAGACCCUCGGAAGUAUAACGCAAUGCAAUGCACUGCGACUUGUUACUGGACGUGAAAUAAUCAACUUGAGGUUUUGUUAUUUCUGCUGACUCGUAAUUCGUCCAAAGUUUGAGUGUCGAAAAUACAAAUAAUUUAUUGUAGCGGUAAUUUAUUCAAGUAAAUAAAAACAACAGUAAAAAGAA